Myxocyprinus asiaticus (Chinese sucker) is the source of this 5451-nucleotide messenger RNA. Its product is annotated as zinc finger and SCAN domain-containing protein 20. The coding region runs from base 1605 to 2672 and encodes 355 amino acids. NCBI's taxonomy places the organism in Eukaryota, Metazoa, Chordata, Actinopteri, Cypriniformes, Catostomidae. Gene Ontology annotation, cellular component: nucleus. The transcript is spliced from 2 exons. The record is from RefSeq and is a predicted model, not a curated record.
UUUUUAUUUAUUUUUUUCCAUAUACUAAAUGCUAAGGGGAUUUUUUUUUAAAUUUUUUUUUUUAUUAUCAGUCUGGAAUAUGUCAAUGAUUAGCAACAACGUUGAUUUUGAUACAUUAUUAUUUUUUGUGCAGUGUCAGAUUAAAAAAAAAAAAAAAAACACACUCAGGACCUUAGAGGACAAAAAUGUCUACAUAAAAAACUAUUACAAAUAUGAUAUAUAUUAUUUUUUAACUUUCACUGACUGAUUUUUUUAACCAACAUUAGUCCUGAUCAUACCUGAUCUUACACACACACACACACACACACACACUUCUCAGUCCACACAUACAAAACACACUCUGACAUCCAUACCAACACACCCACACAAUUUUAUCUGUAUAAUUUAUUCAGUUGGCCUGCAGUGCUCUAUAAUACAGCAAACAGAAAAUAGGGAAAAAGCAUGUAUUUGCUCCAUAGGCUAAACAUGAUAAAAAUGGCGCCAUCUGGUGGAAAAUAUUACAAAUGUAAAUUUUGAAGCCAGGGCUCCAGAAUGAAAGCAUAAUAUCAUAGAAUUCAUGAUUUUAUGCUUUAAUGGCACUGGGAUCAAAUAUUGCAGUUUUAAUGGGUUUCAAUGGGGACAUUUUUGUCCUGAAGGUCCUGAGCGUAACUGUUUUGUGUAUACAGUGUAUUAUAGAUGUAUUAUAGGAACUGAGGUUGAAAUAUCAAACUUCCCCCCAAAAUACACACCUUUGGCAAAAUUUAUGCCGUUGGCAUUAACACAGCCAAAAUGAUCGAAAAAACAAAAAUGAAAAAGUAUUAACUUAAUUAACUUGUAUUGAACCCCGAAUAUUCCUUUAAAGAAGAGGUCCUGGGUACAUGUCCACAAAAUGGCGCAUUACUAUAGUAAUAGCAGAGCCCGUUUGAAGAGGUUGCAACACCUUAGCCUAAAAUAGCAUAACGCGGCGCUUUCGUAGACAUUCUAUGUGCGGUGCACUGGCGAGGAGACUAGAGGACGUACUUUUUGAAGGGAUGUCUAUGGAGGAAAUGCUUCAGUGUGCUGAAUAAACUGCGUUUGUGAGAACACAGCUCAUCACUUAAUGAAUUGACCGCCUGGCCGCUAAUCUUCAAUAUGUUUUACACUAAACAAUACUUUUGGAGUGAACUAUGUUUGGAGUUUACCGCGAUAAAACUGCUGUUUUUCUUUUGUUUGUUUUUUUAGAUGUCACGGACGAUUUUGCGACAGGUUUGUGUCAGUUUACGGCUCUCCCCUUUCAUUUGUAUGGUAUCCGCAAACUGUGACUUACUGUCGUAAAAUGCUAGUUGAAGGAUUCCAUGAACAUAAAAGAUCUCUGGUAAUUGUAUUUAUAAGUUACUGUGGUGGAAUCAUCGUACAGUGAUUGUAUCAGAUGAUGGUAUUUACAAAGCACCAAAGAUACUUCAAAGAAUACCACGACACAUUAAAAACAAUCCAACAAAAUUAUUUUGGUCACUUCAAAUGCAUUUUCUCCGUUCUCCAGUCAUUACGGCAAUCAAAGCUAAACACGGAAGUAAAUACAACUAUCGAGACUGUCAGUGAGAUCUCAUUUUAACUGUUUAAUUAGUCGAUUGAUUUAAAACGAAAACAUGUCGAGCAGUGCUUUAUUCCAAACUCGGUUAAAGUCAGUGAUGGAGUGUGCUGUUUCAGACAUCAUUAAACUGCAUGAAGAUGAAGUGUUGCUGAUGAGACUGCAGAUCACACAGAGAGACGCAGAAAUCAAGAUGCUCAAGAUGAAACUCACAUCAGUGGAGAGAAUACUGCAGUGUGUCAAAGACAGAGAGAUUACUGCUGUCAGCUCAGGUGGUCCACAGUCCAGUGAAGCCGGUCAGGAACCUGUUAAACACCUUGAACUUGAUCUGAAUCCAGACGACCAGACAGACAGUGAUGCAGGAAGCAGCAUUCAGGACACUUCCUGUUUAGAAGCACUCACACAGACCCAGAGUGCAGACAGACAGGAUGAGACCAUCACUGAAGAUCUCAACAGCCCUGAGAAUCAAGAAGACUUUGAUGGACUAUUGGACUUUGAGACAAAAGUGGAGUUUGAAUCAGACAUCAUACAUCUAGACUGUCAAGAAGACACGGAACUUGACGUCAACGUUAGGGAAACACAGUCGUGGUCCUCUGAUGAUGUCAGUGUAAAUACUGAGGAAUCCACAGUAGAUCCACACUGCUCAUAUAUGCCUGUGAAAGCAACUGAAGGCACUAGACAAACAUUGAACAAUCUCAACUUUGAGGCCGUAAACCAGAACUCAGUCAAACCGCAGAGAACUGACAGAACGGAUACAAACUUCAUCCAAACGCAACAGUCCAUGUUCUCACAACCACUGGAAAACGUCACAGUACCGCAGUGUUUACCAUUUCAGAACCACAACCGCAGUAAUGUAGCCACACAUGCAUUUACGAUACCACAUCUCGGUACAGGCCAAGAAAUGUCUGCUCACAGGAGAGAGACGAUACGAGAAAAAUGGUUCAUUUGUUCCUUCUGCGGCAAGAGUUUCGACCGAUUCAGUCACCUGCAGAUGCAUCAGCGCAUUCACACCGGCGAGAAACCCUUCAGCUGCGGAACCUGCGGCAAGAACUUCUCACAACAGAGCAACCUGCGCACGCACCAGAAAAUCCACAGAAAACCUCAGACGCAGACGAAAGCAUGCUGACGAACGUCCACAAGAUUGUUUGAUUAAGAUGUUCACAGACAUUUAUGCAACAUUCAGGGAUUAAUCGUAGUUUUCAGAAUAUUACAGAGCCCCUUAGAGGACAGGAAGGGAAUUUAUUUUCUGAUAAUGUUUUGUGUUCCCUCACAAUAGUAGUUCCCUUGCAAUAGUUUUGCGUUCCCUAACAAUAUGUUAUGCGUUUACUUGAAAUAGUUUGCAUUCUCUCACAAUAAUUUGCAUUUCCUCGCUAUAGAUUUGCGUUCCCUCACAAAAUGUUUUGCGUUCCUUAACAAUACAUUUAGCGUUUCCUAGCAAAAGUUUUGCAUUCCUCACAAUAGUUUUGAGUUGACCAAUGUUUUGCAUUCGCAAUAGUUUGCAUUCCCUCACAAAAAGUUUUGCGUUCCUUCAAAAUUUGCAUUCCUUAACAAUAAAUAUUCCGUAUCCUCGCAAUUAUUUUGCGUUCUCUCACAAGAUGUUUGCGUUCCCGCUCAAUACUUUUGCAUUCCUCGCACUAGUUUUGCAUUCCCACGCAAUAGUUUUACAUUCCCCUCAAUAGUUUUGCGUUUCUUCGCAAUAGUUUGGCGUUCCUUCCCAAUUGUUUUGUGUUCCUUCCCAAUAGUUUUGCGUUCCCCCACAAUAGUUUGGCGUUCCUUCCCAAUUGUUUUGCAUUCCUCCGCAAUAGUUUGGCUUUCCCCCUCAAUAGUUUUGCGUUCCUUCCCAAUAGUUUUGCGUUCCCCCGCAAUAGUUUGGCGUACCUCUGCAAUAGUUUUGCAUUCCCCCUCAAUAGUUUUGCGUUCCUCCGCAAUAGUUUGGCAUUCCCCCUCAAUAGUUUUGCGUUCCUCCGCAAUAGUUUGGCUUUCCCCCUCAAUAGUUUUGCGUUCCUUCCCAAUAGUUUUGCGUUCCCCCGCAAUAGUUUGGCGUACCUCUGCAAUAGUUUUGCAUUCCUCCUCAAUAGUUUUGCGUUCCUACGCAAUAGUUUGGCAUUCCCCCUCAAUAGUUUUGCAUUCCUUCCCAAUAGUUUGGCGUUCCUCCAUAAUAGUUUGGCGUUCCUUCCCAAUAGUUUUGUAUUCCCCCUCAAUAGUUUUGCGUUCCUCUGCAAUAGUCUGGCAUUCCCCCUCAAUAGUUUUGCGUUCCUCUGCAAUAGUCUGGCAUUCCCCCUCAAUAGUUUUGUGUUCCUCUGCAAUAGUUUUGCAUUCCCCCUCAAUAGUUUGGCGUUCCCCCUCAAUAGUUUGGCGUUCCUCCGCAAUAGUUUGGCGUUCCCCCUCAAUAGUUUGGCGUUCCCCCGCAAUAGUUUGGCGUUCCUUCCCAAUAGUUUUGCAUUCACCCUCAAUAGUUUUGUUUCCUUGCAAAUAGUUUUGAAAUAAGUAUUAACCAGAAUUAACCAUUGUAUUACAACAGUAACAAUAGUAAAACCAUAACCACAAAAUGUACCAUGGUUUUACCACAGUGACCAUAUUUUAACCAUUAUAUUUGUAGUAAAACCUUAUACAAUAAUACAGUAAAAUAAAAACCAAUCAAUCAUUCCGCCAAAAAACAUGGGGAAAAUUUGUACUAUACAAGGGAUAGAUAAAUCGAUUGCGAGGGAACCCAAAAUAACUGAGAAUGCAAAACUACUUCAGAAAAUAAAUUCCCUCCCUGUCCUCAAAGGGGCUCCGUACUAAACUUUAGCACCAUACAGUCCAGUUUAACCAGCUGAUAAAUGUGCUGAAAUAGCACUGCACCGCAUUUAAAUUGAAAGUGUUCAGAACUUCAAUCUUUACAUUGUUACCCAAUUUGCAUAACCAAGCAUCAUUUUCAUAAUUAAACAACACUAUUAUUAUUAUUGAAUUCUCCCUCAAGCGUUCCCUCAUAUCUGAAGUCUGUUCGGACUGCUGUGCCUUUAAUAAACUCUCUCGGUACUGUUUCCAAAGAUGUGCCUGUGUCUUUAAUGCGAAUUAAUAUUUAUUAAAGUUUUUCACUGAUCAGUAUUCCUUUGUUUUUCUCUUCAUAAACACUUUUGUCAAUCCUGUGUCAUUAGAAAAAAUACAAAAUGCAAAAAUCACCUUAUGUACAUAGAGGCAUAGGGGACCCAAAAAACAAACAAAAAAAACUCUGUCAUUAUUCACUGUAUUUAUUAUUAAUAUAACACAAAAGAUGUUAGGCACUUUAAGACAUUACAGAAUUUUUUCUGUAAAGCUGCUUUGAAGCGAUUUCUAUUGCGAAAAGCGAUAUACAAAUACAAAUAGUGAAAGUGAAUGGUGACUGAGACUAACAUUCUGCCUACCAUCUCCUUAAGUGUUUCACAGAAUAGUCAGCUACACUAACAGCGAUUUGCAGCAAUAAAGUAAUUGGAAGUCAUUCAUUUUCAACGAGUCGAGUAGGUACGCCUACUACUAACCGACAAUUUAACGACUUGCGCAAUUUCAUCACUGUCAGUGUGAACGAACCUUGACGAUGCAAUCAAGCUUCUCAAAUAUUCAAAAAAGUAAAUAGAGCUCAGAAAAUUGGAAACACUCCAAAGUUUUAAAUAUUACUGGUUAUAGGACUAGACAAACCAGUUUCAUGUUUUUAGUAGUUAAAGGUUUCCUGGGUAAAAAGUUAAACAACAUUUCUCACUAUUGAAUGAUGAUCGAAUUGCUCCCAAAAUCUGGCUAAAAAUUCACCAUCAUAGUUACAGCCAAAAUACCUUAUUUUUUAUACAGUAAAACUGUCAACUUGGCAUUAGCUACAGCUGCAUUUUAAAAAAAUAAUACAUUUCUUACAGUAAUAAAUGCUACAAGUUCUGUAAGGUAAGUAACAUUUU